CUUGAGGGCAGAGAGGUUAGGGAGCCGGCAUGGCGAUCCGGUCAAUAAAAUCGAUAGCUGGAAGCUGCCUGUGUUCCAGGCAAAGGCGGUGCAGUGGUAGCGCCGCCAUUUUCCCCGAAGGCAUCUUCCGGUGCCUUUCACCCAAGUUCGAGCCGGAGUUUCCUGAAUAACAGCGAAAGGUUUCCGUUAGCCCUACGGGCGCCUGAUUCCGAUUCCCUCCACCCUCCCCGGCCACGCUCAGCACUGGUCCGGUGGAGGCUCCUAAAUCCAAGGGCCCGCCAGCGCCCAAGGGCUGCAGCCAGGACCGGGAAGGCCGUGGUGCGCCGGCUUCUCGGGUCCAAUGGCGCCGCCUUCGGCUCCGCUAGCCGCGGGGGGAGGACAAGCUAGACCCAGUCGGAGAAGGGGAAGGAGGUCGAGGGCUGUGAAGUUCGUGGACGUGGCCGUGUACUUCUCCCCGGAGGAGUGGGGUUAUCUGCGGCCCGCGCAGAGGGCUCUGUACCGGGACGUGAUGCGUGAGACCUACGGCCACCUGGGCGCGCUCGGGUGCGCAGGUCCCAAACCAGCCCUCAUCUCCUGGUUGGAACGAAAUACCGAUGAUUGGGAGCCAGCUGCCCUAGACCCGCAGGAGAACGCAAGAGGGGUAACGAUCCAGAGAAAAACCAGAACCAGAAAGAAGAAUGGGGAGAAGGAAGUAUUCCUACCCAAGGAGGCACCCCGCAAGGGAAAGCGAGGCCGGCGGCCUAGUAAACCCCGAUUGAUUCCCAGGCAGACAUCUGGGGGCCCCAUCUGCCCAGAUUGUGGCUGUACCUUCCCUGAUCGCCCGGCCCUGGAGAACCACAAGUGUGCUCAGAAUCUGAAAAAGCCUUACCCUUGCCCAGACUGUGGGCGCCGCUUUUCCUACCCAUCCCUGCUAGUCAGUCACCGGCGGGCACACUCUGGUGAGUGCCCCUAUGUUUGUGACCAGUGUGGCAAACGUUUCUCCCAGCGCAAAAACCUCUCUCAGCACCAGGUUAUCCAUACAGGCGAGAAGCCCUACCACUGCCCUGACUGUGGCCGCUGCUUCCGUAGGAGCAGGUCUUUAGCCAAUCACCGGACCACGCACACAGGCGAGAAACCCCACCAGUGUCCCAGUUGUGGACGUCGCUUUGCCUACCCCUCCCUGCUAGCCAUCCACCAGCGAACACACACAGGAGAGAAGCCCUACACCUGCCUAGAAUGUAACCGCCGCUUCCGCCAGCGCACUGCCCUAGUCAUUCACCAGCGCAUCCACACUGGUGAGAAGCCCUACCCAUGUCCAGACUGUGAGCGGCGUUUCUCCUCAUCCUCUCGUUUGGUCAGUCAUCGGCGUGUACACUCUGGUGAGCGUCCCUAUGCCUGCGAGCACUGUGAGGCCCGCUUCUCCCAGCGUAGUACACUGCUCCAGCACCAGCUCUUGCACACAGGAGAGAAGCCCUAUCCCUGCCCAGACUGUGGACGUGCCUUCCGGCGGAGCGGCUCCCUGGCCAUACAUCGCAGCACGCACACUGAGGAGAAGCUGCAUGCCUGUGACGACUGUGGCCGCCGCUUUGCCUACCCCUCACUGCUGGCCAGUCACCGGCGUGUGCACUCAGGCGAGCGGCCCUAUGCCUGCGACCUUUGCUCCAAGCGCUUUGCCCAGUGGAGCCAUCUAGCUCAACACCAACUACUGCAUACUGGGGAGAAGCCUUUCCCCUGCCUUGAGUGUGGCCGAUGCUUCCGCCAGAGGUGGUCUCUGGCUGUCCACAAGUGUAGCCCCAAGGCCCCAAACUGUAGCCCUAGAUCUGCUCUUGGGGGGCCCAGCCAGAAGGGCAAUGCCCUUUAGAAUGAGAAAGACCGCAUAUGUUCAUUUCACUUCAUAGCAAGGUCUAGAAAAGAGGAGCCCUAGGUCACACAUGGCAGAGUCAGAACUAAAACCCAGGUCUGCUGCACAGCUCUGUGUGUCUAUUAUAGUCCCAGUAGGAGUGGUGACAUUUUGUUAACAUUUUCCAAGCUACCGUAGCCUAGCCUAUUUCAGUGGCUGCCUGCUUUUCUAGUUUGUGCAUAUAGGGAUUACCUGUCCCCUUGCAUGCAGUCAGGAGAAUCCCAUUUAUAGGAGCAGGACCUUCUACUCUGCCUUUUCCUCUAUACCAGGUUGGAAAAUCCUGGUUUGGCCCACUUUUUAUAACACUCCUGCCAAGUGGUCUUGCUUGAAAACUUCCCUUGACAGGGUGGCUCACUACCUCACAAGGCACGUCAUUUCAUGUGGGAUAGCGCUGGUCUUUAGAAGGUUGUCAAGUACCACAUUCUCUUCUCUAAACCUUGUAUAGGAUAUAUUUAAAUACUUCAUCUAGGCCAGGUGCAGUGGCUCAUGCCUGUAAUCCUAGCAUUCUGUGAGGCUGAGGUGGGUGGAUUGCUUGAACUCACAGGUUCGAGACCAGCCUGAGCAAGACCCUGUCUCUAGCUGGGCAUGGGCAGUGCCUGUGGCUCAGUGAGUAGGGCGCCGGCCCCAUAUGCCCAGGGUGGCGGGUUCAAACCUCAGCCCCGGCCAAACUGCAACCAAAAAAUAGCCGGGCGUUGUGGCGUGCGCCUGUAGUCCCAGCUACUCCGGAGGCUGAGGCAAGAGAAUUGCUUAAGCCCAGGAGAUGGAGGUUGCUGUGAGCCGUGUGACGCCACGGCACUCUACCCGAGGGUGGUACAGUGUGACUCUGUCUCUACAAAAAAAAAAAAAAAAACUAGCUGGGCAUUGUGGCGGGCACCUAUAGUCCUAGCUACUUAGGAGGCUGAGGCAAGAAAAUCGCUUAAGUUCAAGAGUUUGAGGUUGCUGUGAGCUGUGACACCAUGGCAUUCUACCAAAGGCAAUAUAGUGAGACCCUGUCUCAAAAAAAAAAAAAAAAAAAAUUCUGUGUCCUAAUUAAUUCAAUCCCAAAUUCCCCACCAAUUGUUUACAUCGUUUCUCAAGAAAUUCAGUUAGGGGCAGCGCCUGUGGCUCAAAGUAGGGCACUGGCCACAUACAUUGGGACUGGUGGGUUUGAGCCCAGCCUGGGUCUGCUGAACGACAACUGCAACAAAAAAAUAGCCAGGCAUUUUGGUGGGUACCCAAAUUCUACCAGGGUACCCAAACUCUUGGGUCCCAGCUACUCAGGAGGCUGAGGCAAGAGAACUCCUUGAGCCCAAGAGUUUGAGGUUGCUAUGAGCUAUGACACCAUGGCACUACCAAGGGCGACAAAAUGAGACUGUCUCCAAAAAUAAAUAAAUCAUCUACAGGGCAGCCCUUCAGAUCGCUUAAUCACAACUACUUUGCCUCCAAGUUUUCAGGUUAUAUAGCACUAAUGUGAUCAAUCAUUCCUAAGACGGUUUCAAUUCCCACAUGAUAUCUCUCCAAAUGCACUAUUUUUCCAAUGUUCCGUUAAAGGGUCAUACAAAAAUAAGGCAGUACCCAGUGUACACCGUAUACUUCCUUGUUCUGUAUUUGUUUCAGCAGCCCUAGGUUGCACUGGAUUUUGGGGCAGCUGCACCAUACCAGGGGUUCGUGUUGCAGACAUCUGAAUGCCCUAAAUUAAAAAAAAAUGCUAUAGCUCUAAGUCUUAUUUGCCCUGUGUUUGGAAGAUUUGUUCUACGUUCAAGUUAGGUAUGAGACUUAUGAGUGCAGUAAGCUUUGGGAGAAGGUUGAUCUUACGGAGAAACUAGGAACUUAUGUUCUAGUAGCAAGAAAUAAAAACGCGACUGGCUUGUGCUUCAUCUGGUAGACUUAGAAUAGUUCCAGGCAGACCAGUGGCUAGAAAAUCCUGAAGAACAGGGUCUUACUCCUCCCUGGAUCUCAUCAGAAUUAGGAGAAUCGGUACAGAAAUGUCUAUGAAGCCUCAGUUAACAUCUUUUUCAUAAAAUGAGGUAAGGCCUUUCAAGGAUGAUAGAAAGGUAAUUGAUACAAAGAGGAAGAGUCUGUCAACAAAUUGCAACCAUGCUGCCUCCUUUCUGAGGAGCAGCAGGAGCAGCAGUGUCUUAAUCUUUGAUAUGCCUCCAUAGCUCAGUAAAGCUUUACCGAAUUAAAUGUGAACAAGGCCCACCACUUUGCCUUCCGCAGCUGCACCAAAUCGGAAUUUGGUUUUUUUUUUGAGAUAGUCUUUUAACUUUGUCGCUUUUGGUAGAGUGCAGUGGCAUCAUAGCUCACAGUAACUUCAAACUCUUGGGCUCAAGUGAUUUUCUGGCCUCAGCCUCCCAAGUAGCUGGGAGUACAGGCACCUGCCAUGCCUGGCAAGUUGGAAUUUCCAAAUGUGACUUCUCAUAUUCCAACAGCUGGAGUGUGUCAUUCUCCUCCACGUUGCUUUUUCCUGCAGCUCUCCUGAUCUCAGUCCCACAGCGUGGGAGCUGCUGAGGAGCACAGCAUUGUGUAAUUACCUCUGUUCUGUUCCUGUUCAGCCAGUGUGUAUUGUAACCUGUUUCUCCUUGGAUGAUGGGCUACCCCCUGGUAGGAAUCAUACCAGAAUGGGUCUCAUUAAAAUGUCUGAUAAAUGAAUUAACGUUCCUUGUGGAAUUACUGUUCACAGAAUGUAAAUCUAGGUCCUUGACUUAGAAACUUUUACUGUUCUAAUGGAGAAGGGCAGGGUAGUCCAGGAGGCCUGCCUACACUAGCAGAGACUGAAGAGAACAUCUGCCCAGACCCCUAAGGUAGAACUGGCUCUUGUCUAACCUUUAUCACCAGCCUAACCUGAAUAUUUCCUUACCUUAGAACUCUUUCUUUGGGACUGCAUUGUAAUUCAUAAAACUUGGUAGCCCUUGGUUUCUCCAUUUUUAGUUUUAUGGUUUCAGAGUCUUUCUCCUAUCCCAAAUACACUACAGCCUAUAAAUAUGCUAGGAUAAGUCUUUAAAACAAUAAAAACUUCCCUCUGUCCCCAUCUCCUAUUUUUAGCUAAAUUUCCUGAAGCAGUAGCCUACAUUCACUGUAUCCAUUUCUGCUCUUUAGCUUAUUGCAGUAUUAUUAAUAGCAACUUGAUGGAGCUUUUAUGAUGUGUUAAGCACUUUAUAUAUAUUCCAAUCUUAUGUUUACAAGAACCCCAUAAAGUAGGUGUUAGGAGAUAACACUUCCUUGGGUCUCAUGUUCCCCAACAUCUUGCUGAAUAUGCCAAAAAUGCAAAGUCUUGCCCUCAACAAAUUCCAAGAUGAGCCUAUUCACAGACCUACCGCCCCUUGAAUGAAGGAUGGCCCUGGUGUCCUUCAUGGACAUACCUAAAAGGACCAUACCGGGCGGCGCCUGUGGCUUAGUCGGUAAGGUGCCGGCCCCAUAUACCGAGGGUGGCGGGUUCAAACCCGGCCUUGGCUGAACUGCAACCAAAAAAUAGCUGGGCGUUGUGGCGGGCGCCUGUAGUCCCAGCUACUCAGGAGGCUGAGGCAUGAGAAUCGCUUAAGCCU
Molecule: messenger RNA, 5403 nt
Organism: Nycticebus coucang (slow loris)
Lineage: Eukaryota; Metazoa; Chordata; Mammalia; Primates; Lorisidae
Gene: ZNF689
Product: zinc finger protein 689
Exons: 3
Coding region: 341-1840 (499 amino acids)
Biological process (GO): regulation of DNA-templated transcription
Source: RefSeq, a predicted model, not a curated record